This is a messenger RNA of Hypoxylon fragiforme, 192 nucleotides long. RefSeq lists its product as uncharacterized. The record is from RefSeq and is a predicted model, not a curated record. The transcript is spliced from 2 exons. Lineage: Eukaryota; Fungi; Ascomycota; Sordariomycetes; Xylariales; Hypoxylaceae. Bases 1 to 192 code for a protein of 63 amino acids.
AUGAAGAUCUCAGUUGCCGGACUCCUUGGCUUUGUGGCCAUCGCCAUGGCUAUUCCUGCUGCCCAGCCAGGAAGCGAUAGUCUCGUAGAAGAGCGAGCAUGUGGCUCCAAGUACAACUCUUGCAAUGCACCCCAUCAACCUCCCUGCUGUGCCGGUCUAUUCUGUGAUGGCGGUACCUGCCUCCCCUCUUAA